This is a messenger RNA of Alternaria arborescens, 1032 nucleotides long. RefSeq lists its product as hypothetical. NCBI's taxonomy places the organism in Eukaryota, Fungi, Ascomycota, Dothideomycetes, Pleosporales, Pleosporaceae. Gene Ontology annotation, molecular function: metalloendopeptidase activity. Bases 1 to 1032 code for a protein of 343 amino acids. Gene Ontology annotation, biological process: CAAX-box protein processing. Gene Ontology annotation, cellular component: endoplasmic reticulum membrane. The transcript is spliced from 4 exons. The record is from RefSeq and is a predicted model, not a curated record.
AUGCCUCCGCCCCUCAACGGCUGGCGAGACAAGCUCAGCGCGCUCGAGGACUUGUACGAGCGACAUGUCAAGGGCGUCCCCAAACCGCCCGUCCUCUCUGCGAGUGCUGCGGCGCUUCUGUCGGCUGCCUAUGUCUUCAUCUACGUAAUCCCCUUCUACCUGUCGCCCGCAACGCGACCCUCUCCGACUCUCACGCGCGAUGCACCGUCGUCGAUACGCGCCCGUGUACGCGCAGUUACCUUGUCCACUGCCCUAUGCUCUGUCCUCACCGUAAUCGUACUCUACCAACAUGAUGCGUCCGCCAUGGAGAUCCUCAGCCUGCUUGGCAUAUGGCCUGUUUCACCCGUAGAUACCAUCCGGACCAUGCUGUUGGUCGUGAUCCUCUUCGCAGGCCCAAUCUUCGAGCAUGGUAUUGUAGACGAUGGUUGGAGAGACUGGGUCAAGCUAAACGGUGUCAACGAGUCCUUGAGUAGCUGGAUCGGAUACCGGAAUUUUGUAGUCGGCCCCGUCAGUGAAGAGCUCGUCUGGCGCUCCUUCAUCGUCCCCCUACAUGUCCUCGCCCAGUUCUCCGGCAAGCAAAUCGUGUUCCUCACACCACUGUACUUCGGCAUCGCGCAUCUGCACCACCUUUACGAAUUCCGCAUAACCCAUUCUGAAGUCCCGUUCUUCAUCGCCGUGCUUCGUUCACUCUUCCAGUUCACAUACACAUCGCUCUUCGGGUUCUUCGCCGCCUUCGCCUUCAUCAGGACUGGAAAUGUGUACACGUGCAUGCUAGCGCAUACCUUUUGCAACUGGAUGGGGCUUCCACGCUUCUACGGUCGUGUGGGAGUUGAAGCUGGCAUCCCCAUCGGACCGCCAGAUGUCGAUAAGAAAGAUGAUGAGCAAAGGAAUGUCCCAGCUUAUCAAGGGAAGGGUGUUGGAUGGACAGUAGCCUAUUACCUCGUACUCGUAGCUGGCGCUCUAGGCUUCUAUCAUCAGCUGUUUCCGCUGACCGAGAGCAGCCAUGCUCUACCUGUUGACUUGAGUAAGUAG